Molecule: messenger RNA, 3727 nt
Organism: Acanthoscelides obtectus
Lineage: Eukaryota; Metazoa; Arthropoda; Insecta; Coleoptera; Chrysomelidae
Source: the annotation of a GenBank genome assembly
CUGGUUGUCGUCUCAUAUUCAGAGAUAGGUUAUAUUUGUUAAUUAAACUGUCAAAAUUGCUGAAUUUUUAAUUAUUGUUGAUGGUUAUUAUGAAACCUGUUGUAAAAAGUGAUGAACGAAACGCAGAAGCCUUUUGUCUGCAGCAUUAAGAAUUGUACAAUGACAUUCACAAACGAAGAUCAUUUGAUUUGCCACAACAAAAGACACGAAGUAAUGUUGAAUCUAGGUUUGACAAAAGCUACAGAAAUUGCAGAUCAAACUCCAACACCAACUAGGUUUAUUAAGAAUUGUGAAGAAUUGGGAUUGUUCCAAGACUUACAAAACGUAAAUCCAUUUGAUGAGGUCUUCAAAAAGGCUGCAGAAGCUGUAAAGAAUGGCACUACGCUGGAAGUCCCUCCAGGACAAAACUGUGAUGAUUCUCUACAUACACCACAUAUAUUGCCUCAUUUGGAGGAAAGAAAUAUAAAGAUUAAAUCAAAACCAGAUGAAGACUCUAACUCAAAUGAGUUUCUAUUAACUGUACCAGAAGGAGCAGCAAGCACCACACGAGACUUGGUGGUGGAUCGCUUGAAGCAAAAGGUGAACAAAGUGGCACAAAAUAAAGGAUUGGAUAAUGAGAGCCCACCAACUACAGCUCAAAGUCCAGAUCCAAGAACAACAUUAGAUGAUCCCAAACGGGAAAAAAUUAAAGAAAUGAAUAGAGCUGCUCAAAUGAGAUGUAGGAGGAGGAAACAAGAGAAAAUAUUGCAAAUGGAAGCAGAACUGCUUGCUCUGAGAGAAAAUAACAGAAGACUGAGAGUAAAGAACUAUCUGUUGAGUAUUGAGAAUGAGCGACUUAGGAAGAUUGUGAGUGGACACAAUAUAGAAAUAAGUGGGAAUAUUUCCACUGCUGUAGAAGCUGCAAGGAUUGAAAAAGGACAAGAUAAAAAUCAAAAGCCUGUAAUAGUGCAAGUAUUACCUGUACAAGCAGUACCUUUGCCUGUUGUACCCAUACAGUUGAUAGAGGAAGCAAAUCUACAAAAAAAAUCGGAGAGAAGAUUGGUACACAUCAUUCCAAAUCCAAAAUCCAAAGCGACACAAAAAUGAGUAUUAACUUGACUUUAUUAACCAAUUACAGUAGAUAUGUGAGAAAUCCGUUUUUUGGUUCUAAGCACUGAAACUAUUUUUAUUCAGCUGCCACCAUUUGGAGAUUAGAGCAAUAUUUGGUUUUGUUUGCUUUAUAUUGGUACUAAACACAUCUCAAUUAACAGAAGGGCAUUCUGACUACUAAAGUGAAAUGAACUUUCAGUUAGCACGUUGACUGCCACGCUGGACCCAUGAAACCCGCUUAAAUAACUUGUCUCGAGUCGCGCUGAUCCUUUGGGAACAGCAGACUUUCACUUAGGUGUGGAGCCGCUGGCCGCUUUUAUAAUGUAAUUAUGUUGUUUAGGGAACCGGCACGGCCUCAUAGAAGAUAUCUAUAAAGCGGGGUUUUCACAAUACGAGUAUACUCGGUCCGAGUACGCCGUACGAGCUAGACCGUAUAGGAGUGUAUGUUGAAGAUAUUUACGGAAGUUGGAUAUCAGACAAGUGUAACUUGUGAAGUAUUGUCUCAAACUGUUAACGGGAACGGGAUCUACGUGUUGUCAUCACAGCUAUAUUUAAGCGACUGCACAUCACAGUACCAAAUAGAUACAACACCGGCUGUCGACCGUCUCAUAUGACACUAGAAAUGUCGCAACUCAUACCUAAAUAAUCGUGAAUUCAUGAUAUCUACAACACCCCCACUAUAUCAGGAAUUCACCAUUUAACGACUGUUAAACCUAAACAACAAAUCUAGGCUGUAGGGUUUCUGCAGUAGCAAAAUCUUCACUAGAAAAUACGUCGAGGUUAAAGGAAAAUAAUCCUGUCACUUUAAAGCCUUUAAUGGCCUUUUCCGGGUUAGCUACUCUGCUGAAUGCCAGAAUAACUCAGCAAUAUCUCCAGGAUUAAUUUUUUCCCCAGGAUGAUUCGUUAGGAAUUUGGAACAUUCCGAAUUAAAAGCUGCCUUUCAGGGUGCAUAGAAGGUCAUAUCCAAGGGCUGGAGACGGUGGGAUGAGUGUGGAGGAAUGGUCAAAACUAUAAUUCCAUUUUCUUUGCAAAAAUUGUAAGCUGAGAAGGUGCAAUGAGUGAUAUGGUUAUCCAUAAUCAAAAGAACUGGAUCUUCUUUAGAACAUUUUAUGAAUAACUGGAAAUUUCUUAGCCACAUAAUAAAUAAGUCUUCUGUGAUCCAUCCAUUUUUUGAGCACCCGUAGAUGGCACCUGGAGGACCAUUUUGCUGAAGAUGUACUGCCAUUCUUUGGCGGGCAGAUAUAAACAUGGGCGGAAUGUAACUACCCGAAGCGUUGAAAGCACACAUGCUGUAGUUGUUUUUCCCCGCUCCCAGCUUGUGACAAAACCAACCCGUUUUUGCCCUCGUUCUCUAAAUAUUUUAGGUGGACGCUGCACGGUGGUAACGGUAGUUUUGUCGCAAUUAUAUAUUUCAUUAGGUAUAAAUUUAUAUUUUUCCAUGACUUCAGAUACAUUAUUCAAAAAAAUGGAUACCUCUUCGCGAUUAAAUGCAUUAAUUCGGUUAAUGCUGGUUCCUUCGGGUUUUCUUAACGCAAUAUUGUGUCUAGACGAGAAUCCAGCCGCCCAGUCGUUGCCAGCCAAUUGUUUUUCUUGAUUCAAUGGGACAUUGAUAUUGUUGGAUUUUGCAUAGGCAUAUGCGCAUCUUCGCACUUCAAUGGGAGUUAACCCAUAAAAAUGUUUAGCCAACUUUUUUACUUCUCUUCUUUUGAAAAGACUGGCUUACGUCCCAACGAAGGUCCAGAAUUAACCCUUUCACUGCGACGUACGUUUUUAGCAAUGUAUUACCGUGUGCGGUCGCCACCAAGCUCAUCGGCUCCGUACGUCUCCCGCAGCUUGGGCUAGCAGGUCCCGCGUGUUUCGAUUACACAGUGACCUAGGUAUCGUUCAAAUUAAUUUAAAUUUCCAACUUUAUUAUUAUUUAUUAGAACUAAUUGAUUUAUGAAGUUACAUAAAAACAAAAUAUAUUCACAAAGCAAAAACAAAAAUAACAACACUAAAAUUUUUUCAAAGUAUGAUAAUGUUCAAAACAUGGCACCACGCAAAGAGCUACAUCACAUUUCAAACAUCUAUAAGUUGUUUCCCUACGCUUUCGUCUCUUAGAACACACCACACAACGUCUAGGUACAAGUUUAUUUUGUUCAUUGCGCUGUUCUGUUAGUGAUGGAAAAUGCCUUUCUGUUAGACGUAAUGAAAAAUUUUCAUUUGCUCUCCCUGCUACAAGCCGAGGAUGAGCUUUUUUGUGUUCAUCUAAUAGUUGCUUUACCAAUUGCAAUUGAAAAUCUAUUAGGGGCAACUUCUUUCCAGUCUUUAGUUGGUACAAGGCAUGCGCAUUUAGUAUUGAUAUAUCCAGUAAGUGGAAGAAUAUUUUUUUGUAACAUUUUAUGGAUUUGCGAAUUGUUUCUGUUGAGCUAUAAAGCAUAUCGCAUCGAUCGGCUGCUCCCAUAUUUUUAUUGUAUUCUAAAAUACACACGGGUUUCGUGACUUCAAUUCCACGUUUGUUUUGAACAGGAACAACAUCUGCUGUAUGAAAUGUCGUCAGCAUCAUAACAUCCCGUUUAUCCUUCCAUUUCAAUGGUAACAACGUAUCCGUCGACGCAUGUUGUAAUUCACCACUAUUUAGUUUUUUUUUUAGUGGAGG